AUGAGCAUAAAUAUCUCAAAGAAAUCCAACGAUUAUCCUCAAGCUCCAACUCCCCAAAAUACUCCUGCCUCAAAUGCUGGCUCGUAUUUUUUAAAUAAUAAUCAUAAACUAAAUUUAAAACAACUACCAAAUACCAUCAACGAGGAAUCCCAAACUGACUUGCAAGAUUUAAAUAACAAUAUUAAAAAACUAUCAAUAACAACCAACCCUACCUUAUUAUCCAUGAUUGAAAAUAAAUUAUCGACUUUGGUUGGUAAAGACAGUGGUUACUUGGACACUUUAACCCCAAAGAUUAAAAAACGAAUCAUCGCUUUGAAAUACAUCCAAAAACAACAAAUGGAUUUAGAAGCUAACUUUCAACAUGAACUAUUUGAAUUGGAGAAAAAAUAUAAUUUGAAAUAUAAACCAAUUUUUGACCAUAGAAAUCAAAUUAUUAACGGUUUAGUUGAACCAACUAAAGAAGAAGUUGAAAACGGUAAAUUAAUUGAAAAAGCUCUUCAAGAAAAUGACCUCGACGAUCUUGACGAUCUUGACGAUCUUGAUAACGAUUUCGAAGCUGUUGCUGGUAAUGAUGAUGACAUUGAUAAUGAAAUUAGAGGUAUUCCAAACUUUUGGUUAACAGCUUUGGAAAACUUGCAUCCAAUUUCUGACACAAUUUCUGAAAGAGAUACUGAAGUUUUACAAUACUUGGUUGAUAUUAGAAUGGAACAUUUGGAAACUCCAGGUUUCAAAUUAAUCUUUGAAUUUGAGAAAAAUGAAUUUUUCUCCGAUACGCUCUUAACUAAAACUUAUUAUUAUCAAAAGGAAUUGGGUUACACUGGUGAAUUUAUUUAUGAUCAUGCAAAGGGUUGUGACAUAAAUUGGACCACCCCAGAAAACAACGUAACAGUAUUAAUUGAAAGAAGAAAACAAAGAAAUAAAUACACCAAGCAAACCAGAACAAUCGAAAAAAUAACUCCUUGUGAUUCCUUUUUCAAUUUUUUUGAUCCACCAAAGCCUCCUCACUAUAACGAAAACAAUGCUGAUGACGAUGAAAAUGGAAUUAAAGAUAAAGCCGCCAUAAAUAAUGACUUGGAUGACGAUACUGAAAAACAAGAAGAAGAAGACGAGGAAUUGGAAUCAAGAUUAGAAUUAGACUACCAAUUAGCAGAAGACAUUAAAGACAAGUUGAUUCCAAGAGCUAUUGACUGGUUCACUGGAACUGCUAUUGAAUAUGACUUGGACAACCAAUUAGAUGAUGAUUCGGCUGAAGAUGAAUUUGAUUCAGAUGAAGAAUCUGAUGCUGAUGAUGACGAUGAGGACGCUGAUGAUGAUGAUAAACCAUCCAAACAAGAACCUCCUGAAUGUAAACAAACUUGA
This is a messenger RNA of Ascoidea rubescens DSM 1968, 1359 nucleotides long. It is a transcript of the gene NAP1, whose product is annotated as histone chaperone NAP1. Gene Ontology annotation, biological process: nucleosome assembly. The record is from RefSeq and is a predicted model, not a curated record. Gene Ontology annotation, molecular function: chromatin binding; histone binding. Bases 1 to 1359 code for a protein of 452 amino acids. Gene Ontology annotation, cellular component: chromatin; nucleus. The transcript is spliced from 3 exons. Lineage: Eukaryota; Fungi; Ascomycota; Saccharomycetes; Ascoideales; Ascoideaceae.